GACCUGAAAACUUUUGGAACCAAUUCAGUUUUACAAGAAGGGUCCGAUGGCCGGUCAGCUAACACGUGAAGGGAUUACCCUGAAGGGUAGCGCUGAAAUCGUGUCGGAGUUUUUCUUUUGUGGCAUCAAUAGUAUUUUAUAUCAGCGUGGGAUUUAUCCAUCAGAAACGUUCACACGUAUCCAGAAGUAUGGACUUACACUGCUACUCACUACAGACCCAGGGCUGAAAGAGUAUUUAAAUAAAGUUACCGAUCAGCUUAAAGAUUGGUUGUACAAAUGCCAGGUACAGAAGCUUGUGGUUGUGAUAACAAGUAUCGACAGCAAUGAAAUUCUUGAACGCUGGCAGUUUGACAUAGAGUGUGACAAAACUGUGAAAGAUGGUAUUGUUCGUGAAAAGUCGCAAAAGGUUAUUCAAGAAGAAAUUCGAUCAGUUAUAAGGCAAAUUACUGCCACUGUAACUUUCCUUCCUUUGCUGGAAACAGCAUGUGCCUUUGACUUGCUGAUAUAUACAGAUAAAGACUUGGAAGUCCCUGAGAAAUGGGAGGAAUCUGGUCCUCAGUUUGUGUCCAACUCUGAAGAGGUCCGCCUGCGUUCAUUUACAACAACUAUUCACAAAGUAAAUAGUAUGGUGGCAUACAAAAAGAUAGACACUUGCUAAGAACCUGAGAUAUCAGUGUUGUAUAGAAUGCUGCAUUUGAGUCUUUUAAAGAAAUCCUUUAUAUUGUUUCAUACAAAUAGUUUUAUGAAACUGUCCCUAGAUCAAAAUAGGAUUGAAUUACUGUCAAGGAUAUACUGUGUGCAGAUAAAACAAUAAAUUGCAAAGGGAGGGGUGACGGGGUGAAAGCCCUUGGUUUAAACCCAGGUAUGUUAAUAUGAUUAAGUAUAACUGUUACUAAAAAGUCUCCCUCAAGUUCUUAAAUCCUGACUUGUUCUUUUUGCUAUAAGGCAUAAUAGCCCCCAGGUAUGAUUAAAUUCAUAAGUCUUGCAGUACCAUUUUAGGGCUUUGUGCUUUUUAAGUUGUGCUAUGUUAACAAUUAAAAUAUGUAUUUAAAAUGUUACUAGGACUAGGCUGCAGCUAGUUAUGUGGGCUGAGGUUUUUAUGUACCUUGUUUAAAACUAGGGUUUUGUGAUAAACUCUGCUUACAGAUCAGCUAUAUUUCUCUUUUAAAGUCUUUAUUCUGCCUCAGCUUCCUAAAAUUUAAUUUAAAAAAAUGCCUUCUAAAAGUGAUACAACCCUAUGAAGCAUAUUGACCUUGCACAAAGAAUCUAUGAACAUUAAGCAUCUAACAAUGUUUUUGAAAAUUUAUACAAUCUUAGAAUUUAAGCAAAAUUAUCUAUAAACAGCAUAUGUGAAGAUUUUAGGUGUGUAAAUUGAGCUGUUGUAUAUGACUGCUUUCUUUGUUUUUUUUUUGUGUUGUAUCACUGUCAACUUGUCUGUUUCUAUUCCUUUUAUAAAAUAAAGUAUUCCUGAAUAAUUAA
Molecule: messenger RNA, 1479 nt
Organism: Xenopus tropicalis (tropical clawed frog)
Lineage: Eukaryota; Metazoa; Chordata; Amphibia; Anura; Pipidae
Gene: mad2l1
Product: mitotic arrest deficient 2 like 1
Exons: 5
Coding region: 47-658 (203 amino acids)
Biological process (GO): regulation of nuclear division; negative regulation of mitotic cell cycle phase transition
Cellular component (GO): nucleus; mitotic spindle assembly checkpoint MAD1-MAD2 complex
Source: RefSeq, marked provisional